Messenger RNA from Bombus impatiens (common eastern bumble bee), 3006 nucleotides. RefSeq names its product zinc finger protein Noc (gene noc). The coding region runs from base 503 to 1957 and encodes 484 amino acids. The transcript has 2 exons. NCBI's taxonomy places the organism in Eukaryota, Metazoa, Arthropoda, Insecta, Hymenoptera, Apidae. Gene Ontology annotation, cellular component: nucleus. The record is from RefSeq and is a predicted model, not a curated record. Gene Ontology annotation, biological process: negative regulation of DNA-templated transcription.
GAUGGACGGCUGUAAAAGCGGUGAAAUAUCAAAGCCGGGAUGGGAGCUGUCAUCGUCGGGCCAACAUCAUGGGUGGCGUGUUGAAUUAGAAUGCCUUCCCACACCCCACACAGGGCCAAACCCCACCGCAAUUCUCCCACCAUAAUCCUUCGACUAGAACUGGUGGGGACGACAAGAGAGGACAGGUUAUACACCCUGGCUUGCCGAAGAAGGAGGGGAAGAGAGCGGAUCGUGUCGCCAGGCGGCGUUGCGGUCGCAUUCCACUUCGUGCACCGAACAGCUCCGUCGAGAGCUGCCACUAUUUUCCUGGAUUCCACUUGGUGUACAUCGUUUGCGUUUAAUCGUUUCAUAUCACGGAGAGAUUGAUCAACUAACGCGUAUACCGAAACUGUGCCCCGGAAUAUUUAAAACGUUUACGUUCAUCAGUUUGUUCCUGUUUCGUGAUUUGUGAAGAUUUACUUGUAGUUUUGUGCAGUGAUUGGCUUAAUAAGUGUAAAACCAAAUGGUUGUCCUCGAGGAAGGCGGUAUGCUGACUACUGGACACAAUCAAUAUCUACAACCGGAUUAUCUUUCUCCGCUUCCAACUACGUUGGAUGCGAAGAAGAGUCCUUUAGCUUUAUUGGCCCAAACAUGCAGUCAGAUAGGUGCUGAUUCUCCAACAAAGCCUUUGAUUUCUCCGCUGGAUAAAACGCCGAAGAGCAUGAAUACCGGUACAAACGCAAAAUCUCCACCAGCUGCAAAGUUGGAACGGAGUAGUACACGCAGCAGCCCGUCGGACGGGAAAUCCUUGGCUUUUAAGCCUUACGAAACUAAUGUUGUUUCAAAAAAAUCUACUGACGAAAGUAGACCUGCGUCGAAAGCAAGUGUUCACAGUGUUAGUGGUCAAGAGAGUGUAAGUGUGAGUGAUACCAGUCACACAGAAAAAAAGUCAUCGGGAAAUCGUACGCCCGUCGGCCGAAAGUCAGCCUCUCCCGCGACUCAAGCGACAGCGACGGCAAGCACCACUCCAUCCACUGAUCGGAAGACACCGGCGGAUCGGGACAAAACCGAUGGAUCGCCACGUAAUAACAACAAUGGUACUAGCCCGAUCAUUAGAUCAGGCAUGGAGAUUCUUUCUGGUAGUCAUACAAAGGAAUCGAACUUGGGUGCAUAUAAGCCUAGUCUUCCGGGAUUUUCUGGAAACCCGCUCUGUUGCCCACCUGGAUUGGCAGAAAAUCCAGCGUUUAGACCACCGUUUGCUGGUGCAUCUCCCUUUUCACAUCAUCACGCUGCAGCAGCAGCUCUUUUGGGUUAUCCAUCAAGUACUCCGACAGGUGGAAACCCUUAUCUGAGUUACGCUCGUGUCAAGACUCCUGCCGGUGGAGAGGCCCUAGUACCGGUUUGUAAGGAUCCUUACUGUACUGGUUGCCAAUAUAGUAUGCACAGCGCGCAGCUAAUGAUGAGUACUGGAACUUGUCCGAGUGGAUGUACACAAUGUGAUCAUCAAAAGUACGGUUUGGCAAUGGCAUUGUCAUCGUUUGGUCCUAUGGCUCCACCGUCGCUUUCUUACCCGUCCACAUUAACCGGUGGUAGACCAUACGUUUGUAAUUGGAUCGCUGGCGAUUCUUAUUGUGGAAAGCGAUUUACUACAUCGGAAGAGCUUCUUCAGCAUCUUCGUAGCCACACAAGUUUAACCGGUGGCGAUCAUGCGUCGUCUUCAGCCGCUUUACUCAGCAAUCCACAUCCGCAUCCUUUGCUCUCGCCGUCGGCAGCUUUACAUCGUGCGAGCGGCGGGUCUUACCCGACGCCUUCUCUGAGUCCGUUGAGCGCCAGAUAUCACCCAUACGGAAAGCCACCGACGGGACCUCUUCCAGCCUCGCUCGCCGCAUCACCUUAUAGCGCUUUCAACGCAUUAGGACCUUAUUAUUCUCCAUACGCGAUCUACGGCCAGCGAAUUGGUGCUGCAGUACAUCCUUAAACUGGUGCUCCGGUGUAAACAUUUUCAGUGUACAGUCUACAAUAGUGUAAAAUAGGAAAUUGUCAAAAUGAGCUUUUGACAAUCUGUUGUGUAAAUAAUUAAACGUGUAUAAUAUAAAUUUAUUUAAAAAGAUACCUAUAUAUAUAUACAACAUGUGUGUAUAAAUUCAAGAUUACAAUUAAAGUUUAUAAAGAUAUCUUGUGACUUUAACGUUUCACCAUCAAAUCAUUCUUUGCGGAAAACCUAUAUUAACGUACCUCCUAACGUUUGAUCAUUAUGUAGGGAAGAACAUGUACACUGUGGAUAGACACCUUAGACAUCUUCGAAUCGAUAGGAAUGUUUCUAUACGGCACAUUACUGCGUAAAGUAUUUCGAUCUUUGUAACCAAGUUCAAAAACCUAUGGAUAAGUAGCAAAAACGCCGUGCGUAGCGAAAUUUUCGAGUGCUAAUUAAUUUUCAUGUUUAAUGGGAAACAUUCGCUUGUUUCUUAAUUGUGUUUGAAGUUUAAAGUGAUACAAUUAGUCGUACGGAAACAGUGUUAGGUGUUGAUGAAAAUCGUAGACUUAUGUAGCGAUACUCACUAAUCGCUUUCUUCUAUGAUAGUGACGAUAGUCUGAUGGCGUGAAUCUUGAAACGGUCGUGCAUGUUCUAAUGUCCACAAUGUAACUGUGAUAUUACGCUAUUUUUUCGAAAAAAUAAUAGGUGAUAACAUUAAUGAUGGUAUCUAAACUAUAUCUAUAAUGAAGUGUAUCGUCUAACUUAUUCGUAUCGUUUGUAUAAGUGACAGAUUGUAAAAGUGAUGAAACUGAGAAAGAAAUGUGCUUAUUAUUUCCUCUGAAUUUCCGAAUGCAGUUAUUAUAAACGGAAUAAUUAACAAUACUUUACAUUUAUUCAGAAAUACAUUGGAUUUUUAUUCUUCGUUAUGUAAAGUACUCUGAUUGAACGAACAUAAUGUAUGAUAGACAUUAUUUGCACUGUAAAUAUCUCUUGUAAAUAUCGUUGAGUUUCCAUACCGCUUUAAUAAAAACAAUGUUUGUGAAAUCAUUAAA